GGCAAGGAAAACUUGUUGUCCAUGUUGUAGAGAGAGAGAAGGAGACUGCAUCCGUUCUCCAGCCUUCGCAAUCGUCACUAUCCGCCACCAUGGAGUCUAGCUAUGGUGUUGGUGUGACCAACAGGUUUGCCAUACCUGAUGAGGAGGAUGUUGAGGUUGAUGAUCCUUUAGACAUCAUUCAGAGCGUGGAGAAGAAAGCUACUGAGCAGAAGAAGGAAGUGAAGAAGCCCGUUGCUAAGGGCAAGGCUCCUGAGAAGUCCCAGCCGAAGUCCUCUGCAAACGAUAAACCCAGAGGUCAAAACAGAGGCUCCGACAAACCAUCACAGCCACGCGGCGAGCGAGGAGAGCGUGGUGGUGAAAGGAGAGAGCGCAAACCCCGUGAGGGUGGUGAGAGAAGACCACGGAGAGAGGGUGGCAACAAUCAGGGCAAUAGUGGAUUUAGUGAGGAGAGCUCAUUUGGCCAGGAAUCUUCUUUCGGUGGCGAGACCCAAUCUUUCGGAGAUCGUGAUACCAGAGAGAGAGGCCGUGGCCGUGGACGGGGCCGCGGUGGUCCUCGUGGAGCUGGUGCCCCUCGUGAAGGACGCAGAGAAUUCGAUCGCCGUAGUGGCAGUGACAGAAGUCAUGUCCGUGCCCAAGACAAGAGAGAAGGCGGCGGUCCCCGCAACUGGGGUAACCCAGUGAACGACUUUGGAGUGCCAGAAGAUGCACCUCAGACCGAAGCCACCACCGAGGAUGCUGCACCGACAACAACCGAGGGAGUUGAAGGUGAGAACAAGCCGGCCGAGGAGGCUGCACCCGUAGUUGAGGACGAGGAUGCCAAGCUCAUGACCCUUGACGAGUACCGAACCCAGCAGCAACAGUCCCGCUACAAGUCUGAUGUUAAUGUGCGCAAACCCGGCGAGAACGAGGAUCUCUCCAAGUGGAAGAACACACGCCGUUAUGAGCGACCUGCCCAGGUUAAUGACGAAGACGAUGUCGAAUACGUGAUCGAGAAGAAGGAUCAGCGGUCUCAUUCGCGACAGACUGUUGACCUCUCCUUCAAGUUCAACGUGGACAACGCACCCCGUGGUGCCCCAGAAGGCAGACGGGGACGUGGCGGUCGUGGUGGUGGCGGCGGCGGUCGCGGUGGUGCCCGUGGUGCACCAAGUGGUAGCCGCAGCUACGAUGCCCCCCAGAGACGCGAGAGGGGUCCAGGUGGCAGCUACAACUUCCGUGACGACGACUUCCCAGCUUUGGGUUAGGGACCUGGUGCCUAUGCGAAGGUGCAUCAGCAUUUCCCCCAGCGACUGGCUGUGUUGGAUGCAGCGAACUCUUUAUCUCUUCUUCACCUGCGGCAUUCCAUCCCUUUUCUUACCUAGAGUCGAGUGUGUUUCAACAUCCUACACAUCGAAUUGAUAGUCACCUUAUUUCAACCCCAAACACCGCCAGUAGAAGCUUGAGCUUGCGGCCAUGCUCCUCUUUUCAGUUUUUCCUGCAACGCUUAGCUGUAUUCAUUAGGUUCACAGUAUCAGUUCCCCACGCCCGAUAGUCGCCUGUUUCUCUUUUUUCUUGUGCCUCCUCGGCAAGCAAAGCUUUCAUAGGUAGACACACUUACUUUUAUUGGUUCUCCCUAACUGCUUUGAAGUGGCUUGGUAUUCGUUCUUUCUUCUCAUCUACAUAACCACUCGUUCUUUGUGGGUAGUUGUGGGCGUUUGUUCCUUUUGUGUGCAGCUACUGUUGAGCUUUCUACUCUCUACGACCGCUCUGUGCUUGGUCUUUUUUGGCCGGAUUGAUUUUGUGACUCUCAUUGGCUCUGGUAAUACAGCAUCUACAUCUGUGCUGGCUUGGCCAUUUACCUUUACUCUUGUUGUAUUGGUGGCGUGCUGUUUAAAUAGCGGUGUUAUAAAACAUCGGUUGGAUGAUGGCAGUGUAACAUUA
Messenger RNA from Sycon ciliatum, 1917 nucleotides. Its product is annotated as intracellular hyaluronan-binding protein 4-like. Gene Ontology annotation, molecular function: RNA binding. The transcript is spliced from 6 exons. Bases 90 to 1241 code for a protein of 383 amino acids. NCBI's taxonomy places the organism in Eukaryota, Metazoa, Porifera, Calcarea, Leucosolenida, Sycettidae. The record is from RefSeq and is a predicted model, not a curated record. Gene Ontology annotation, cellular component: nucleus; cytoplasm.